Molecule: messenger RNA, 2938 nt
Organism: Melozone crissalis (California towhee)
Lineage: Eukaryota; Metazoa; Chordata; Aves; Passeriformes; Passerellidae
Gene: PGM2L1
Product: phosphoglucomutase 2 like 1
Exons: 14
Coding region: 204-2072 (622 amino acids)
Biological process (GO): carbohydrate metabolic process
Molecular function (GO): glucose-1,6-bisphosphate synthase activity; intramolecular phosphotransferase activity
Source: RefSeq, a predicted model, not a curated record
GCGGGCGCUCCCGUUAGUCGCCGUUGCUCCCGUUAAUCAGCGCCGGCAGCGAUAAAAGCCGAGCCCCGGGAGCCGCGACCGCCCCUCGGCCUCCUCCGCCUCUCUUGUCUCCAUAGGCGAUGCGCGGCGCGGCGGCGGAGUGAAGGAGCGGCGCCUUUUCCGUCCUCAUCCUCCUCUUCCUCCUUCUCCUCGCCGCCGCCACCAUGGGCGACAGCGGCGCGCCCGGGGACGUGAACUCCAACGUACUGGUGUCUCGCAGCACCGGGGACGCGCAGCUGGACAAGGCCGUGUGGCAGUGGCUCAGCUGGGACAAGAACCCGAGGACGAGGGAGCAGAUCGAGAGCCUGCUGCAGGACGGGAAGCACCGGGAGCUGCGCCAGCGCCUGUGCUGCCGCCUGAGCUUCGGCACGGCCGGGCUGCGCUCGGCCAUGGGCGCGGGCUUCUGCUACAUCAACGACCUCACCGUCAUCCAGUCCACACAGGGGAUCUACACUUACCUGGAGAGAAACUUUUCAGACUUUAAGCAGAGGGGCUUUGUUGUUGGAUAUGACACACGAGGUCAGGUCACCAGCAACUGCAGCAGUAAGAAGCUUGCAAAGCUCACUGCAGCAGUCCUGCUGGCAAAGGAUGUGCUUGUGUACUUCUUCUCCACCUAUGUCCCUACCCCCUUUGUGCCCUACGCCGUGCAGCAGCUGGGGGCCGUGGCGGGGGUGAUGAUCACAGCCUCCCACAACCGCAAGGAGGACAACGGCUACAAGGUUUACUGGGAAAAUGGAGCACAGAUCACCUCUCCUCACGAUAAGGAAAUUAUAAAAUGCAUAGAAGAGUGUGUGGAGCCAUGGAAUGGCUCUUGGAAUGAAAACCUGGUGGACACCAGUCCCCUCAGGCAGGAUCCUCUGAAGAAAAUCUGUGACAGCUACAUGGAGGACCUGACCAAGAUCUGCUAUCAUAGGGAGCUGAACGUGCAGAGCAGUUUGAAGUUUGUGCACACCUCGUUCCACGGCGUGGGCCAUGACUACGUGCAGAUGGCCUUCAGGGCCUUUGGCUUCCAGCCCCCCAUCCCAGUGCCCGAGCAGAAGGACCCAGACCCCGACUUCUCCACGGUCAAGUGCCCCAAUCCUGAGGAAGGAGAGUCUGUGCUGGAGCUGUCACUGAGGCUGGCAGAGAAAGAAGGUGCCAGAGUGGUGGUGGCCACUGAUCCAGAUGCAGAUAGGCUGGCAGUGGCGGAGCGGCAGGACAACGGCAGCUGGAAGGUGUUCACGGGCAAUGAGCUGGCAGCCCUGUUUGGCUGGUGGAUGUUCUCCUGCUGGAAGGAGAACUGCCCCCCAGACGCUGACGUGAGCAAUGUCUACAUGAUGGCAACCACGGUCUCCUCCAAGAUCCUGAGGGCCAUUGCACUGAAAGAGGGGUUUCACUUUGAGGAAACACUCCCUGGUUUUAAAUGGAUUGGAAGCAGAGUGAAGGAUCUCCUAGACAAUGGAAAAGAAGUUCUCUUUGCAUUUGAGGAGUCUAUUGGCUUCAUGUGUAGCACAUCAGUGCUGGAUAAGGAUGGAGUGAGUGCAGCCGUGGUCAUUGCAGAAAUGGCAACUUAUCUGCAGAGCCAGGGCCUGACCCUGGCACAGAAACUCGUUGACAUUUUUGAAAUGUAUGGCUAUCACAUCUCCAAGACCUCCUAUUUCCUGUGCUACGACCCUGCCACCAUCAAGAAGAUAUUUGAGAGGCUGAGGAGCUUUGAGGGCCCCGAGUCGUACCCCAAGAGCUGUGGGGCUUACAGCAUCCUGCACGUCAGGGACAUCACCACGGGCUACGACAGCAGCCAGCUGAACCACAAGUCUGUGCUGCCAGUGAGCAAGAGCAGCCAGAUGAUCACGUUCACCUUCCAGAACGGCUGCGUGGCCACGCUGCGCACGAGCGGCACCGAGCCCAAGAUCAAGUACUACGCUGAGAUGUGUGCUGUGCCCGGGCACAGUGACAGAAGUGUUCUGGAAGAAGAGCUGCAGAAGCUGAUAGAGGCUCUGAUUGAAGAGUUCCUGGAGCCUGCCAAGAACGGGCUGACCUGGCGCUCUGCGUAGAGCCCGGGCAGGGAGGCUUGGAACAAAGGACCCAGGAGCAGAACCAGUCCCAUCUCUGUGUCUGUGUGUGUGUUUCAAACAGCUGCGUUCUUGUUCUGUGCAGAAGAAGCUUUCUUUUGUCAGGCUUUUCACCAAACUGGGACAAGGAGAGGAGCUCAGAGGAAAGGGUGGGAUUUAUUGCUGCAGUUUUCAGUCCUUUUGACCAAAAGUUUAAUUAACCCACACCAAUGCGAAUGAACUGCCCGGGUACCUUUGAGGCAGCUGAGCUUAGCUGCCACAUCUUGUCUUAAACUCAGUUCAGGUACCUGAAACACCUCUUUUUGUGUGUGAGAAAAGGUUUUAAAGUUUUAAAGGAGUGAUCACUCCACACUGACAGCAAAGGCUGCUGCUUCCCUGCAGCUCUGAGACCUUCCUUACAGGUCUGCACUUCCAAAAGCAUCCAAGCAGAGCUCAGCAUUUCUUGUGUAGGCAAAUGGUUGGCAUUUUUCAUCUAGUUAAGAGUUCUUCUGUUGGUAAAGGUGUUCUUGGGCAUUGUAGCUUUCCUGUGUGUGUCUUAAAAUAAUUGGCAGUGAAACAGUAGUGGCAACAGCUGCAGCUUGGGGUUGGAGUUGCCUGGUGCCUUUCCAAGGCUUCCAAAGGAGCAGGAACUUGGUCAUUCCUUGGUAAAAUUGCCCCUUCUGACUACCACAGGCUCUGCAGCUACUUUUUGUCACACAUCUCUGCAGGGCUUUAAGCUUUCUUGAUUUUCUGUAUUCAUUACUUGAUUUAAAUGCUAGUCAGUGACUUUAUGGUUUUUGCUGGCCUGUAUUUAUAUUGUCUGUGUAUUAAAAAAAAAAAAAAAACCAACCAAAAAAACAAGGAAGAAA